GGAGGGGCCAGCCCAGCCUCCCGCUCCCUCAGCGCCUCGCAGCCGCGCCCCGUGACCCAGAACAGGAAGCGCGGGGAGCGAGGUCACGACUUCUGACCCCGCCGCGGCACAGAAGGGAAUAUGGGGCCGCGACAGAGGUCACCAGGGAUUAUGAAAGUGGCUGAGUGGUAUGUGCUGAAAAUGGCCUCCUGGCUGAGAUCUAGUGAUUGAUAGCCACCAAGCUAACUUUUGGUGAGGAGCAAAGGCUGAUGACACCAAGAUGUUUGACAGAAGCAAGCCAACCGAGGAAGCCUCUGCUUCUUCGGCACAAGGAUAGAACAUGGACAGUAUGACCACAACAAAAAGACCAAUCAGCGAUGCCGAAAGAUGAAGAGUCAUCACAGAGGGAAAAAGAUACAAAAGGAGGGAUUUCAGAGCAGCAGAGUUCCCAAGGGGGGAAUCCAAGGCCACCAUGGACAGAGGGCACACCACUAGCCUGUCUCGCCCACCCAAUGGUGGGGAGGGGUGGACCUUGGCCUCUGACCUCCAGGCUGUUGACAUUCAAGAGACAUUCAAGAGAGAGCCUCAGGGUGAAGCUCGCAUACUGGCCAGAUGUACCUUCCGUCUGAUGACAGCUGUAGGACUGGUAUAGAAAAACGAGGCAUUGAAGGCUCCCUACGACAGGAAAGUAGUAGCAGUGUAAGCAUAAGAGGGUCAGAACAGACUGGACCUGGGUUAGCCAGUGGGCAGAAUAGACAAGGGUAUUGCAACUGCUGCCGUGUACACUACAGAAAUCUUGAACAGCAUAUUAUUAGUUCCCAGCACAGACAUUUCACCACUUACUGCAGGAAUCGUAUGGGUACUACCAGCUUGAUGGAACGUUUCCUCCAAGAUGUUUUGCACUAUCAUCCCCACAGAUACCAUGACAACAGACCAACAUAUGAUGACAUGCCACCUCCUGUCACUCCAUUGGCACCCAGAGAUGUUUGCCUGCUUCCAGAAGGGGUGGAGGAAAAGAUGGUUAGAAACAGAGAGGAGAUGUCUAGCAAAGGUGGUGAAUCCAUUGCUGAGAAAUGUUCCCCUACUCAUUGUCAAAUACUUGAGGGGGUGAAGGAGAUUCCUGUGCUACUGGCAUUCACCCAAAAACCAGAGGGGGGGAAGAACUGUAUGUUAGGAAUAUCCCAGCAACCUGUAGACGUUUGUAACAGUGAGAAAAGACAUAACCUGACAAAUGGGGCUCAGAUUACAAACAGUAGCCACGAAGGCCAGUGUACAACUGUGAGCCCACUACCUCACCAUUUGCCUGUUAGCUCUUUAUCUCACAGUCCUCCUGUUACACUUACAUUUGCAAAAAAUAUUAGGUAUUCAGCAACAUUAAAUUUGAUUCCAAGUAGCAUAUGUGAUCAAACAAAGAAGGAUGUAUGCAGUAAGGUUGGAUUAUUGAAUAGACAUCCUAGACCUGUUCUGGCAUCAGUCCACUCAAAAACGCCUUCAGUUUCGCAUCAAAGUCCUACCUAUAGCCAAGGCAACUCUUUAUGUAUUACCUCAGGUCAAUCUUUUUUUAAACAAGAUGGUUUACAAUCUCAGGAUGAAACUUUGUCUGACUUCCAUCUCAGGGAUAUGGUGGAGACCAGCAGGUCGCUAAAUUCUGGAAUAUCAUUGCAAUUAGAAAAAUGCAAAGACAUCCAGUUUAGCAGAGGGUAUGAAACAUCAGUAGAUGAAAUAAUUGAAGAAGUUAUUCUGAAGUACUGCCAUGGGUCUCUUCCGAGAGAGUUGCCUUGCAAAGGUGAAGAGAGCAAUUCCUUUUUAAAUAUUUCAUCACUUCUAAGCCACAGUCAGCCAGAGGGCUCUGAAAUGAGUUUUGACUGUGAUGCACCUGUUCAGUCAGGAACAAAACUUCCCAAAGCAGCUAUAAAAGACAUUGAAUUUCUAAAAGAGGUCCAAAUAAAUCUGGAAGAUAAGAACUAUGGAACCCAGCUUAGCUGUGUUUUAAAAGAUGAUUCCGUGGAGCAAGUAGAAGCAGCAAAACACGAUAUAAUAACUUGUAAUGAGGAAACAGUUCUUCCUGAUCUGCCUUAUGUGCCUCCUUCUUUUGUUGGAAAGACAUGGUCCCAGAUAAUGUAUGAGGAUGAUAGAAAAAUUGAAGCACUUGUGCGUGAUUUCAAAGAAGGUCGCUUCCGCUGUUACUUUGACAGUGAGUCCUCAACCAACUGUCCAGGGAAGAGGAUGAAGAAGAAAAAGCAGAAAGAUGAAAGGAAGAGUGACGUUGUAGGUAACAAAACAGAAGCAGAGUCUGUUAAAGCACUGCCAGAAUUUAAUGAUGCUUUAAGCACUGGCUCGACUCCUGAUAAUCCUUCCUUAGCAUUGGGAAUGCUAUGCAACACACAAAUACCUAAAAUGCCUCGGAGAAGAACCUGGCGCCUUGCUUCAAGGUGCCAAGUGGUCAAAGUCAGCCAUGCGACUCAAACCAGUUUAGUGAACUAUCCAAUAGUAAAAAGAAAAUUUGUUAGAAAGGAAUAUGAUCCACCAAGUCGGAAAACAAAUGUUGUUUGGCCAGAGAAUGAAAGAACUCCAAACAUGAAAACCAGACUAUGUGCCCUCAAACUUCCCGAAUCCUAUAGCAAAAUCAUGAGCCCUCUGCAGCCUAAGACAGUGGUUUAUGUACUUUCUUGUCCAGAAAUUAAACAGUUUAAAGGCAAACCUAUACAUAUCCCUAAAAUGAGAAAACAUAACUCCACAGAUGGUAAGGACUCUGUCAGGUACAAAUACAAACAGUGUUCUCUUAAAUAUUAUGAUCCAUUGACCAACCGAAUUUUAAAAAUGCCACCUAAGAGCACAGCUAGAGAAGGGGCUAAAAAGCCACCCCAUGUUAGACAGCUAUUCAGAAGUCUCAGCCUUGAUGCAAACCUGAAGAAGCUAGCUGAUACACAGAAAGAAUGUACACCAUCUAACUCCUUCAACUGUCCAGAAUUUUGUACUUCAUCUUCAGUAUCUUUUUUGCCUGAUCCAGUAAAAGGGGGUGAUAUGAACUCAAAUCAGAGGACAGAUGGGUCUUCUGUUUCCACUGAAAGAUCUGAUUAUGUAGUGUCUGGUCACUCUGAGAAGUCCUAUAAACACACUAUCAUUUCUCCUCUGAGCUCCUGCCAGUCUCAGAUGGAAGGAGAUAUUAGAUUAACUCCAUUUAGUAGCAGGGUUGCCAAAACACCUCUGAUGGCAGUCAGGAGCAAGCAGUUGGAGAAGGAGAAUCCAAAGCCUAUGUGGAAGAGAAAAGAAGGCUUUCGUAAAGAACCCGGUUUUUCCAAGAAGCCUGCCGGACCCAUGCCUGUCAGGCAUGUACUUGGGAGGAAAGGAGGUAGAGUAACCCUAGCCAAACAAACCACCAGAACUAAAAAACAACAAAAAGAGGGGAUAAGAAAGAAGCUCUCAUCUUGUGCCCAAAGAUCUUCUGUCUUUUCCAUCCAUCAGCACCAGUUGAGGAAAACAGCAGUCGGAAAGCACCUCAAAAAGGAAAAUUCUGAUGCUAAAAAGCUGCAGGUGACAAGAAAACCGAAGAGGACAUUUCUGAACUCUACAGUAAUUUCAGGGAUUCCUGAAAAAAGGCAAAAAGUCACAGCAGGGUCUUUCCCAAAGAAGCCAGACAUAGGUUCUUCCAGAAUAAAAAGGUGGGAAAUAAAUGGAGAUAAAGGUCGACCAAGCACUGUGAACCGACCCUCCAGAAGAACUGCUAGUUUACCUUUAUUGGGAAGCUGUCUUGUUUUACCAGGAAAGAAUUAACCAGCAAAACAUCCCUUAUGUAAACAACACAGGAGACCUGACUGAGGAAAAAACUGAGUGCACAGAAGUCGGCUAUAUCCAGUAGACAUGCUAGAGCAGCAGAUAGAAUUAUUCCAAGGUUAAAUAAUAAGCUACUGCAACUGCAGACUGUUUUGUUGGAAUACUGGCACACCACAUAUUGCACUGUUCUACUCUGUAAAGCUACAGAAAUUGUAUGUUUGUUUGAUUUAAGCACUUAGGGCCCUAUUUACAAGACUUCAGUGUAUCUUUUACCAACUUAUACAGCAUAGAAACUGACCUUGAAUUGUAUCAUAUUGUAUUCUAUCAUACUAAUACUAGUGCGUUAUGGUGUGCUAGAAUACAGUAAGAGUAUGUAUAGAAUCAAUACAAUUUAUUGUGCCUACUCAUCUUUCUACAUAAUUGUAAAGUGCAAAAAACAAUAAUCAACAAUUAUGUUAGAAAUUAAAUGGAAUCAUACUAAUUAAUCUGAAGCGAUGCAUGCAUUUUGUUUAUAUGUGUAUAUGUGCACCUGGUUAAAACGAUAUAUUUUCAACUCUAAUUCAUAGUUGGUGUAAAUUAAUACAGUAUGAUACAAUACAGAUCAGUACACUAGUGUCUUCAACACACGUAUAGUUAUUGUAUGAAUUUAAAUGACGGGGGGGGGGUUCCCCAAAAACCAUGUACAACCUGGCUUUUUUGGGACAAUACAGAAGCAAUGUUGGCUUCUACUUUAGCAAUAAUGGACACUGCUGGUAAGGAAAUAAGUCUUUCCAUUGUCCAGCUCAAGGAAUGUUGAUGGGUGAAACAGUUCAAAAGCCAAAAGAUUAUAUAUGGUAUUAAAUCUGAAAAAUUUACCCUGAUGAUUAAUUUCAUAACUCACCUUUGAAUAAGUUUAAAAAAAUCAUAUGAAUGUGAAUGAAUAAGCUGGGGGUUAUUUUAGACAUUUUAGCAUUAAUUGUGAGUUCCUUUAUUUUUCAUGGCUUUAAAUCUGACCUGCUGUUAUUUAAAUUUAAAUACAUUUAUAAUUGAGCUUUUUCUUCUUUUGUAGAACUCAAUCAAAUAUUUAAAAAACAAAAACAACAAAUCUAUUUAAGACUAUGGGAGUUUAGGCAGCUAAGGUCUGUCCUGUAAAUAGUUAACUAAGUUUUUAAAAAUCAUUUUCCUUACACAUUCACGGUAGGUCAUUGACAGAGUCUAACACCUCUGGAUAGCUAUAGCUCAUAAAGAACCAUAAAUUUCCUACUAGAACAAAAAUUAUAACAACCUGUUUUAACAAGGCUUGUUUUGAUGACAAGCCUCAAACCUGCAAACACCUUUACACUUUGAAUUCACACUGCUUGCCUAUUAAACUGCUAUGCCAAUUUAAGCAUAUACUUAAGUAUCCCCAAGAUGAGGGCCUUAAUUUUGAAGAUCUGCAACUCUGAUUGUACAGAACUAAUAUUUAAAGAUGUGUUUGAAUAUUACACAUGUGAUAGAUACAUUUUAAAAUCCAUAUGAAAAUCAAGCAAAGGAAUCAUAGCAACUAUGAAAAGAAAAGACCAAUCUGGUUUCACUAGUCAUUCCCCUGCCAGUGCAGAAUAUAACUGUGUCCUCAAAAAGAAAAAAGUUUAACUGGUUUAUAUGCAUUUUUUCCAAAGUGCCCAGAUUGCUAGCCUAAAUAAGUACUUAAAGAACUUCCAAAUGUAGUUUUAAAAAUGCCAUUCUGAGUUUUUUAUUAACUGUUAAAGGCAACAUCCUAUACCAGAGAUUUUUUUUAAAAAAAUGGUAUUGUUGAGAUCUUCCUUUUUAUUGCCUGGGCAUUAAUUCCCAUGCUAAAGAGGAAUGCAUGUACUUAAACCAACCAGGGAUUCAGCUCCUUUAUACCUCAUGGUACAACACUUUUUUCUUUUUAAACUUCAGAAAAAAAAGAAAUACAAGUUGUUUUCUAGGAAAACAGCUAUGAAGGGUAACUUAUAACAACAUUAUAAAUCACUGGAAAACAAGGGGUUUUAUAAAUAUGAACUCCUCUAACCCCAUUAACUUCUUGUGCCUCUCUAAUUUUAUAUUUUGCCUAGUAAUGAUUUUUUCAAGUGAAGUUUUAAAGGAAAAAGUUUUUAUAGCAAGACUUAUGUUAAAAGUUUUAAAGAAAGGGGUUUUUUAAAAGUUAAAAUUAUGUUUUAAAGCAAAGUUAACUUAAGUUAGCACUACAGAUAAAUCUCAAGCUAACAUAUUUUUAUGGUGUAAAAAGGUCUUUCUUACCUAACCUGUUCUGACUCAGUUUCCACAGUUGGGCAAAUGAAGGGCACGUACAGUUCUGUGUGGAAUAAACCUUGAUGCAUGUUCUAUUUGGGAACAUUUACACAUGUUUUUUACAGUCGGUAAAUACUGCUCUCUAGUCUCAUCUGUUGUAAUCUUGUGCUUCUCCCAUGUAUGCACCUUUUUCUUGGAAUCUUGAGUAAUAUACAUACGAUGAUGACUUUAUAAUGUCAAAACUUUUGCAUUUUUUUUUGCAUGGAAACUCAUGUAUGUAAAUAGGGCCUUCUGUCAGGGAGAUGGAAAAGAAUAAAAUGUUGAGUAUAUUUAAGAGUUUAAAUAAUUAUAUAUUUUGUUUUAAAAUCAGUAUAGAUUUAACACUAUUUUUAAAGAGAACUUGGAGUAUGAAUUGUAGACAACUUUUGCUGUUGACAGUGUCAAAACAACAUUUACUGUAUGUUAAAACUCCAUUAUAUGCCACACUCCAGACUGUUAAUGACCUUUCUGUGCAUGUUCAGUUGAUAUGAAAAAUGGAAGAGUGACAAGAGAUUUAAUGGUUUGGCUAAUGUCAAAGGAAGAUGCAUACAGGGAACCAACUGUCUAUGUAUAUGGUAUGGAGAAUAAUUUGUUUCCAAAGGGAGGGGGUGGGAUUGAGAUUUUCCAGGUGAUUUAGGAGAAUUAGACGCAUCUCACAUUAAAUGAAGAGGUCAGAUUCUACUACCAUCUUUUGUAUUAUUCAGAUCUUUUCUCGUGAGUAAUCUCACUGAAAAAAACCAUGAGUAAGGAUGACAGCAUUACAUACAAGGGGGAAAAGUAUUUACUAUUUAUAUUACUGUAGCACCUAAGACCUUCUAGUAAGGUCAUGGGUCUCAUUAUUAUUGGGAUAGGUAUUAAAACACAAGAUAAAAAUAAAUGGUUCCUGUCCAAAAUUGCUAACAAGUUAAUUUAAACUUAGCUAUUUCACCCUCCAUUUUCUUUUUCUUCUUUUCUUCUCUAGUUCUUUUUGACCAAUUUGUAUAUGAUUUUUUUCUCAUAAUCACAUCAGCACAUUCCUUUUCAAGGCUUCUAUUCAACAGAGCAUAUACUCAUAUUUAUAAUAGUUGAUGGCAGUACUCAAAUUUAUAUAUUUAAGUACCUUGCUAAAUUGGUGUCCUGUUUGGUAUUGCUCCUGUUUCAUGUUUUUACAUUAUUUUUAAAUUUUCCCAUUUGAUGGGUUGUGAUUCUACCCUGGCUCUUUCAUUAGUUAGCAUUGUAUUAUUAAAUAUCCACUUUGUUUUCCAUGUUGAUUGUUGGCUUUGUGCAGUGCUACAGGUAGAUAAGUUUUUCAUUCAGUUAACACUGUUCUUAAAACUCUUAUUUUUCGGAUUCAUGUUUGCCCCAUUUUUUGUUGAGGCAUAAUUGUGGUAACUCCUUUUUGCAUCUUCUGCCAUGAUAAACUAAAUUACAGGAUGUGAUAAUCUUUUGUUUGAAAACAAAUCACAUGACUCCUCAGCAUGGGACCAUCUACAAUAAGAAUUAGUCCUGAAGUAGAAGGAAGUUGUAAGUUGAAUGAUUCUAGAUAAUGUUGGAAUAAAUUGGGAAUGUAGAGUACCUAAUUUUGUAUUGCAAGUGAAAAGUAUUUUGCAUUAAGGGUUGAUUUGAUCUAAAAUUCUGUAAUUUAGAACAUCUUUUUCUAGGAAUAUUCUAAUGGCAUAGGUCUGAACAUGCUCAGAAGCAAGGGUUUUGCUCCUUGUUUGUAAAAUAUUACAAGUGUGAAUUAAUUCAUUCCUCCAGUCACAAAAAAAAAAAAUCACGGAUCUUGUUUUAAUAAAAGACUGAAUUUUG
Molecule: messenger RNA, 7809 nt
Organism: Alligator sinensis (Chinese alligator)
Lineage: Eukaryota; Metazoa; Chordata; Crocodylia; Alligatoridae
Gene: ZDBF2
Product: zinc finger DBF-type containing 2
Exons: 8
Coding region: 592-3753 (1053 amino acids)
Biological process (GO): genomic imprinting; epigenetic programming of gene expression
Molecular function (GO): nucleic acid binding; zinc ion binding
Source: RefSeq, a predicted model, not a curated record